Molecule: messenger RNA, 1690 nt
Organism: Vigna unguiculata (cowpea)
Lineage: Eukaryota; Viridiplantae; Streptophyta; Magnoliopsida; Fabales; Fabaceae
Gene: NF-YA9
Product: nuclear factor Y, subunit A9
Biological process (GO): regulation of DNA-templated transcription
Cellular component (GO): CCAAT-binding factor complex
Molecular function (GO): DNA binding; DNA-binding transcription factor activity
Source: RefSeq, a predicted model, not a curated record
UAUGUUUGUUAUUUUACCAUUUUUUUUUAAUUCAACGUUUGUUUCAAUUUCUUUUUUUUAUUUAAACUUUCUCUAUGGUAAUUGGUGUUGCUGCUAUUAAUUAAUUUCUGGUGCUAAUUUGAGAGAAGUGUGUGUGAGAGACAGAGAGAGAGAGGAAUCAAGAUAGCUCCUUUUGAAUUUUCUAUCAGAAUCUGAGGACCCAAAAUCUAGGGUUUUCUGUUCCUUCUCUUGGGAUCUGUAGACAUGCAGUCCAAGUCUGAAACUGCAAAUCGACUGAGGUCAGAUCCUCAUUCCUUUCAACCUGGAAGUGUUUAUUCCGAGCCUUGGUGGCGUGGUAUUGGUUACAAUCCCUUGGCCCAAACAAUGGCUGGGGCAAAUGCAUCCAAUUCGUCAUCUCUUGAGUGCCCUAAUGGUGAUUCUGAGUCCAAUGAAGAAGGCCAGUCUUUGUCCAAUAGCGGGAUGAAUGAGGAAGAUGAUGAUGCCACUAAAGAUUCGCAGCCUGCUGCUCCUAACGAACCAGGAAAUUAUGGACAAGAACAGCAAGGGACGCAGCAUACUGCAUCAUCUGCGCCAUCCAUGCGUGAAGAAUGCCUUACUCAGACACCGCAGCUGGAACUUGUUGGUCAUUCAAUUGCGUGUGCUACAAAUCCUUAUCAAGAUCCGUACUAUGGGGGCAUGAUGGCUGCUUAUGGUCACCAGCAGUUGGGAUAUGCUCCUUUUAUAGGAAUGCCUCAUGCCAGAAUGCCUUUGCCCCUUGAGAUGGCUCAAGAGCCUGUAUAUGUGAAUGCCAAACAGUACCAAGGAAUUCUGAGGCGAAGACAAGCCCGUGCUAAAGCAGAACUUGAAAGGAAGCUAAUAAAAUCUAGAAAGCCAUAUCUUCACGAGUCUCGGCACCAGCAUGCUAUGAGAAGGGCAAGGGGUACGGGAGGACGAUUUGCAAAGAAAUCCGAUGCUGAGGGCUCAAACAACUCAGGCAAGGAAAAGGAUAAUGGUACUGAUUCUGUCCUAUCAUCACAAUCAAUUAGUUCAUCUGGUUCUGAACCUUUGCAUUCUGACUCUGCGGAAACCUGGAAUUCUCCUAACAUGCAACAAGAUGCAAGAGCUGCAAAAGUACAGAACAGGUUUGAUGCAGCUGGUUACCGAAAUGGCAGUGGCUCUUACAAUCAUCACGGUUUGCAAUCUUCGGUGUAUCAUUCAUCCUCAGGUGAAAGAGUGGAGGAAGGGGACUGUUCAGGUCAGCAACUAAACCACAAUUGAUGGGGGGGAUUUAGAGGCCGAGGUUGGUUUGUAUCCUAGAGACAUAUUGGUGAAGAAUACCUUGGUUAUCUGUAAACAUUCUUGGCAAUAUAUGUGCCAAGCGGCAAAUCAUUCUUGGCUUGUUCUUGUGUUUGUGGUGUGAAUGAUAUUAUGGGGAGCGAAAAGAAUGAUUGAUUAUUGAUAUUUGUGAUUUCUGUUGAAGUCGGUCAAUCAAUCCUUCAUUCUUUGCUCAUUUUUAAUUUUGUACAGUUUUAUAGUGGUUAGUCAACUCCAACUUCAACCAACUUGGAUGGAUGAUGAUGAUCAGGUUAGAAGAAACAAACUCUUGAUGUACCAACACUCUGUUUGACUGCUUUAUUGUGUAGUUCAACUGGCUGUCAAUGUUAACAUGAGACGUCAUAGGAUAAUGAACAUGCUCUUAGUUAUUACACCA